AUGACAACUUCCUUGGACAAGCUUGUCAAGGGCACUACGCCCGAAGCCCGCGCUCCUACACCAGAGCCAUUGACUACUGCUUCGUCCCCGCCACGACCCUCAACCCCAGAUCCACUCGCCUCUCUUCCCUCUUCGCCACCUCAGAUCUACUUGAACCUCCUAAUUCUUGAAGCGUCCCUCCGCGCACAGUACCUGGCCUUGCGCGAACGCCGUCGCCAAAACACCUUCUUCCUCCUGCUCCUAGCAGCAUGGUUUGCCUAUUUCUCAUACGCACUGUUCCUCCGCCCUCGAGAGGAUGGCCGCGGAGUGGGUGGCUCAGUAUAUUGGGUGGUGGAGAUGGGAGAAAAGGUUGCCUUGCUUGGUGGGGUGGUGACGGCGUUGCUCGUAUGGGGAACAGGACAGUGGGAACGCGGAAUUCGCUGGCCACGACGCUGGCUUGCUGUCGCUAACCGUGGCCUACGCAACAUGAAUACUAAGAUCAUCGUGAUACGUGGACCCUGGUGGCAAGAACUGUUGUCCUAUAUCUCAUUCUUAUUUCCACUCUCCGCGCCAUUCUUCCCCUCACCUACCGGGAACUUCCAUUUCGUCGAACGUCACCCCUCCGAAAAACGUGGCAGUCGGCAGCACUACCAGCAAUACUACAACGGUGGUGACAGCGAAUCGGGCUUGGUGGAGGAGGACCUAGGUGUUGGUGGUGAUUAUAUUCGUCUUCUACUGUUGCCUAAGUCGUUCUCACCGGAGUUCCGGGAGAAUUGGGACAACUAUCGCACCGACUUCUGGGAAAAGGAGAACGAGCGCCGAGCUCAGCUGCGCCAUAAGUUGCGCGAGCGUGAACGUCAAAUUGCCCGGAGCGAAGGUGGAUGGUUUUGGCGACUUGGGCUUGGCUGGCGCGCUUCCCAGCGCCGCCGUCUGAUCGCAGCCACACUGCACCGGUCUCUCGAGGCAGAACCCAAACCACGACACCUGCAUCAUUCGUCUCUCUCCUCCCGUAUCAACCAGGAUCGCGCCUCUUCCCGUCGCCCUGAAUCUACUCAUUCCCGUACCUCAUCUUGCAGCCCCACUCCUGAGGACCGACCACCUUCCCGCUCUGGGUCAGGUCGGCCCCGCCGCGGAAGCACUCCGUCUAUAUCUGGCUCUGAACAAACCCCCCAGCGGAAGAGGAAAGGUUCUAGGACAUUACGGCGUGGUCCAUCGCCUCUAACGCAGGCACAGGCCCGAGAGGGUGCGCGAGUGCCAUCGUUCUCGUCUGACGAUUCGGGUAUCUCCCCUGUGACUGAGAUUGAUAAAGAGACUAUACCAACUUCUGUACCUUAA
Penicillium odoratum is the source of this 1314-nucleotide messenger RNA. RefSeq names its product Spo7-like protein. Bases 1 to 1314 code for a protein of 437 amino acids. Gene Ontology annotation, biological process: nuclear envelope organization. The transcript has a single exon. NCBI's taxonomy places the organism in Eukaryota, Fungi, Ascomycota, Eurotiomycetes, Eurotiales, Aspergillaceae. The record is from RefSeq and is a predicted model, not a curated record. Gene Ontology annotation, molecular function: phosphoprotein phosphatase activity; protein phosphatase regulator activity. Gene Ontology annotation, cellular component: Nem1-Spo7 phosphatase complex.